This is a messenger RNA of Colossoma macropomum (tambaqui), 1284 nucleotides long. RefSeq names its product N-alpha-acetyltransferase 80. The transcript has 2 exons. The coding region runs from base 171 to 1034 and encodes 287 amino acids. Gene Ontology annotation, molecular function: N-acetyltransferase activity; acetyl-CoA binding. Gene Ontology annotation, biological process: protein acetylation. Lineage: Eukaryota; Metazoa; Chordata; Actinopteri; Characiformes; Serrasalmidae. The record is from RefSeq and is a predicted model, not a curated record. Gene Ontology annotation, cellular component: cytoplasm.
ACGGCUGCUGUUCAUUCAUUGAAAGCUGUCAAUGGGACUGUGGAGGCUGAUAAACACUGAAAACUGAAGUGAAAUUAUGCAUUUAAGUCAUAUUCAGGAUUUAUGCAACAUAUAUUUGUUUUGGCUGCACUCUGUGACUGUUUUCCGCCGCUGAGAGGAAGAAAAUAAGGAUGAAAAUGUGUGACAGUGACACAAGUGCUCCAACCAUCCGUAUCGUCCCUCUCCACGAGCGCUGGGACCUGUUGGAAGCUUGCGCGGAGCUCCUGAACACACAGUGGCAGCGCAGCAUGGGAGCAAGGCUGCACAGCCUCCGCCAGUCGAGUAACAACUACCCUGUGAAUCUCCUCCUGCUAGAGGACGAGAAGCUGAUUGGUCAAGCCCGCGUGUCGCGAGUGCUGGGCAGCAGGAGUCUGUUUGUGGAGUCUGUGGUGGUACAACCACAGUUGAGGGGGAAGGGGUACGGGCGGGCUCUGAUGGAGGGUGUAGAACGUUACGCUCAAGGCAGGGGCUGCACCCGCCUCUGCCUCACCACCCAUGACAAGCAGCACUUCUAUGCCCACAUGGGCUUCGUCCCGUCUCGGCCCGUCCAAAACGUGGGCACACUUGCCUCCUUAAUGCCCGUGGAGCUACUGCACAAGUUCUGCAGGACACCCGAGAACGAGGGAGCUGGACAGAGGGAGAAAAAAAGGAGAGAUGAGGCUGGCACAACACCUAAAGUUCCUCCUCCACCUCCUGCCCCUCCUCUUCCACCUCCUCCUCCACUCGUCCCACCUCUUCUGUCAAAAUCUCCCUCGUUUCCUGCCUCAAGUCCCCACCUGUCCUCUUCUCUUUCUCCUUCCCUUUUUUCACCUCCUCCACCUCCUCUCUCUUGUCCUCUCCCUCUCUCCUCUCCUCCUUCUGUUUCCCCACCUGUUCUGCCUCCUGCUCCUCCUCCCCCCACCUCCUCAUGGACCCCCGUUGAUCAGACGUUGGAGCAGACACCAUACACGGAUAUCCGAGGACUGCCCGUCUUCUGGAUGCACAAGGACAUCUGAUACGGUCAUUACCCCAGCCCAAAGAUUAAACGUCUCUCAAGUUUUGAACUCUUUCAUGUCUCAGGGUAUUUUUUCAUAGGAGCCAAAAUGGACUUCUUUAAUUUAUCUGUACAGAUUCAAUCAGAACACUGAAACAACCUGAAUGUGCCUUAAAAACAAACAAAAAAUAUUUUCAGAUAUUUUAUUCAAACACUUUGGAUUUACUGUAAUCAUGUUGACUCUGAAUCACAUAUCACUGCGGCUGUUUGCC